AUGUUGGAUGGCAAUGAGUCAAACAAGACGGACUCUUUCCAUCGUAGACGUGCCAGUAAUGCUGAAUCAACGUCAUCAAAAUUAGGCACUCAAGUUGGCCGUAAGGGUAGCAGCAACUCUCAGAUAAUUGGCGGAAAGAAACGUUAUCCUUGCUCGUACCCUGGAUGUGAUAAGACCUUUUCAACCAGUGGACAUGCAGCCAGACACAAUCGUAUUCACACCGGCUCCAAACCAUAUCGAUGCACAUUUCCCGGAUGCAAUGCGAGCUUCUCCAGGCAAGAUAAUUCUCUGCAACAUUACCGAACCCAC
Molecule: messenger RNA, 309 nt
Organism: Meira miltonrushii
Lineage: Eukaryota; Fungi; Basidiomycota; Exobasidiomycetes; Exobasidiales; Brachybasidiaceae
Exons: 1
Biological process (GO): regulation of transcription by RNA polymerase II
Cellular component (GO): transcription regulator complex; PcG protein complex
Molecular function (GO): RNA polymerase II cis-regulatory region sequence-specific DNA binding; DNA-binding transcription factor activity, RNA polymerase II-specific
Source: RefSeq, a predicted model, not a curated record